AUGAGUGUAAAAUCCAGCUAUGCCACUUUCAUCCCACGACGUGGGGUAUCCCGCCGAAUUGGCCUCCGCCGGCGUCUAUUCCGGGGCCUGUUGAUCUGUGUCCUCAUCUGGACCGCUCUGGAUGUACUGUACAUCCAUCACCUCGUUUCGUCCUCCUCUUACCGGACCAAUGACAUUACUCGGCCAUCACUCGUCUCAGAACGACUGUUCAUCGCCAGCACCCAUUGGAACAAUGAGGCUAUCCUCCGCAGCCAUUGGAACGAUGCCAUCAUAGAACUAGCGAAAGCCUUCGGUCCAGAUAACAUCUUCGUGAGCAUCUUCGAAAGCGGAAGCUGGGAUGAUACCAAGGGGGCACUGCGAGAUCUUGACGCGAACCUGGACCGACUUGGCGUGCGGCGCAACAUCACAUUGUCGAAUACAACGCAUGAGGAUGAGAUCUCCGCGUCGCCGGGUGAGGGCUGGAUCGACACGCCCCGGCAUAAGAAGGAGCUAAGGCGCAUAUCUUAUCUUGCUCGGUUGCGCAAUUGGUCCUUGCGGCCGUUGGAGGAUCUGUCGCGGCGGGGGAUAACGUUUGAUAAAGUGUUGUUUUUGAAUGAUGUGGUGUUUACGGUCGAUGAUGUUAUUUCGCUACUUGAGACAAAUGACGGUUCCUAUGCUGCUGCUUGCUCCCUGGACUUCUCCAAACCACCUUUAUACUAUGACACGUUUGCUCUUCGUGAUGCGAAUGGCGAUGAGCAUGUGAUGCAGACAUGGCCUUAUUUCCGCUCUGAAGUGUCGCGCAAUGCUCUAUAUUCCAUGUCUCCAGUACCGGUGAAGAGUUGCUGGAAUGGAAUGGUUGCUAUGCCUGCGGAGCCCUUCAUAUCCACUACUCCAUUGCGAUUCCGUGCCAUUUCCGAUUCCCUUGCAAAAUCACACCUCGAGGGUUCGGAGUGUUGUUUAAUUCACGCGGAUAACCCUCUUUCCCAGCAGCUUGGGGUUUACCUGAACCCUAAUGUCCGCGUUGGCUACAAUCCUGCAGCUUACGAAGCUGUUCAUCCUACUGGCGCCUGGCUGUCGCUGCAGCAUGUGACAUUGGCUCUAUGGGAGAAUAGAAUUCGACGCUGGGUUACAACGCCAUUGUUCAAGAAGCUUCUCGUUCGCAGAAGGCUUGGUCGCUGGCAGGAUGUCCAUCCAGAUGAGAAAGAGCCUGGCGACUUUUGUCUUAUUAAUGAGAUGCAGGUGCUUGCCUAUAAUGGAUGGGCACACGUAUGA
This is a messenger RNA of Aspergillus niger, 1251 nucleotides long. RefSeq lists its product as uncharacterized. The record is from RefSeq and is a predicted model, not a curated record. Bases 1 to 1251 code for a protein of 416 amino acids. The transcript has 3 exons. NCBI's taxonomy places the organism in Eukaryota, Fungi, Ascomycota, Eurotiomycetes, Eurotiales, Aspergillaceae.